This is a messenger RNA of Didymosphaeria variabile, 1776 nucleotides long. RefSeq lists its product as uncharacterized. The transcript is spliced from 2 exons. Gene Ontology annotation, molecular function: GTP binding; GTPase activity; molecular adaptor activity. The record is from RefSeq and is a predicted model, not a curated record. Gene Ontology annotation, cellular component: septin complex; cell division site; cytosol. The coding region runs from base 1 to 1776 and encodes 591 amino acids. Gene Ontology annotation, biological process: cytoskeleton-dependent cytokinesis. Lineage: Eukaryota; Fungi; Ascomycota; Dothideomycetes; Pleosporales; Didymosphaeriaceae.
AUGGCAACACCGGCCAAAGAAGGCUCCCCCGACACCACUGCCCUCCCCAGACCCGCCGUCCAGCCCAGCAACGGCGACGCGCAAAACGCACCUCGUCGCUCCAGCUUCAACUUCCUACGUCGCAAGAGCUCCAGUGACUCCCGUGGCCGCAGCGUGUCCGGAGGCAAGAUGAGCAAGAAACAGAAGGCGCUGGCCCAGGAGCGGGAAGCUGCGAGGCAGCGGGAAGCCGCGAUGCGACAGCCUCCUCCGCGCCUUCCCAACCACUCGCCGCUACCCCAGAUCGACCACUUCGGUGGAGACGACGCACGACCCGAUUCCAUUGCCAUAGUCUCCAACAGGGCGGGCAAUUACAACCAAAACUUCAGCAGGCCCUCGAUGGACCAAAAGAUGCCGCCCAACACGAACAUCCACGUGCCUGUACCGCCCAUGCCCAUGCAUGGCGCCUCGUCGUCGUACAUGGACUUCGAUCCCUACCCGCGCACCGAGAGCAUGACCCACCGCGGCCGAUACAGCUACGCAAGCAGUGCCGUCAGCACCAUUGGCGUCAACAGCCCCCGUCGCGUGCGCAGGAGGAAGGACCCGACUCCCUUCAACAUCCUCGUCAUCGGCGCCAAGAGCUCUGGCAAAUCCUCCUUCAUCGAGUUCCUCCGCACUGCCCUCGCCUUGCCCGUACAGAAACGCCCGAACACCCCUUCUCCUCCUCCCUCAGCCGUUGCGCACGAUUCGCCAUUCACUUCGCAGUAUCUGGAGACGGAAGUAGACAAUGAGCGCGUCGGCGUUACUUUGUGGGACUCCGAGGGUUUGGAAAAGAGCAUAGUUGAUUUCCAGUUGCCGGCGAUUACCUCUUUCUUGGAGUCCAAGUUCGAGGACACGUUCGGCGAGGAGCAAAAGGUCAUCCGCGCGCCAGGGGUUAGAGACACUCAUAUCCAUUGUUGUUUCCUUAUCCUGGAUCCGUUUCGCCUUGACGCUAACAUCGCCGAGUCGAAGAAGCCUAACAGUAACGUUGUUGGUGGGCUCAACGAGACGCUCGAUAUCAACGUACUACGUGAGCUAAAGGGCAAAACGACGGUCAUCCCUGUCAUCAGUAAAGCCGAUACAAUAACUACUGCGCAUAUGCGUCACCUCAAGAAGUUGGUCUGGGACACACUGAAGCGCGCAAAGUUAGAUCCGCUCGAGGCGCUUCAUCUCGACGAGACUGACGACGAAGGCGAAUUUGACGAACGCGACGAAGAUGCGUAUGUUCGCUCAGGCGAUGGAGACUCGGACAUACUUAACAAGAUCGUCGACAAGUCAUCUUCAGACGACGGAUCUGAUGGCUCGUCGCACCGCUCUGGGUCACAAUCGCCUCCAACCUCCCCGCCAAGCGCAAAGAGGAACCACACCAGGAAGGCGUCUGCUAUGUCUGCCACUAUUGAAAAAGAAGACCCUGAAGGCCCAUUCUUGCCUUUGAGCAUCAUCUCUCCGGAUCUGUACGAGCCUGAGGUCAUUGGUCGCAAGUUUCCGUGGGGUUUCGCCGAUCCGUACAACGAAGAACAUUGCGACUUUGUCCGCUUGAGGGAGAGUGUCUUUAGCGAAUGGCGUGCGGAGCUCCGCGAGGCGAGCAAAGAGCAGUGGUACGAGGGCUGGAGGACACUGCGGCUGCAGAAGGUGCCCGCUGGGCGAAGAGUCACGACGUCAGAUGGACUGGCGAACAAGCAGCUCUCAGUACCUGCGCAGAACGGUCGUGCCGCCAGCGCCGGCCGUGAAGCCCGCCAGCACCGAAGCACGCCCUACUAG